Ilex paraguariensis (yerba mate) is the source of this 2055-nucleotide messenger RNA. The record is from the annotation of a GenBank genome assembly. NCBI's taxonomy places the organism in Eukaryota, Viridiplantae, Streptophyta, Magnoliopsida, Aquifoliales, Aquifoliaceae.
GCUAAAUCUUAUGUCCUCUGAUUGAAGAAAAUCUCAAGUUGUUCACUUUGAAAUCGUUCUUUGGUUAUUUGAUUGAUGAGUAUUCCACUCUAGUUUUCUUCCAUCUUUGAUAAUGGAGAAGGUAAAGGAUUAAGGUUCAAUUAUGUGCAUGAACAAUAGUUUAUGGUAAGAUUAACAUUAAUGUUUUGAUUAAGAAAAGGAGACCUUAUGUUUUCUUGUUAACACUAGUGUUUCAUGUGUUAAAAGAAAGGUGAGAGCAUUGAUCACACUUCUUUGUGGUCUGGUUUAAUUGAGAUUGUCGUGGAAUUAUUCGGAUUGGCUGAAGUGACUGGUGUGGUUUGUAGGCAUUGUCUAUCUUUGUUUGAGAAAGGUUCCAGGGGUUUUGGAAGGAUAAAAUAGCUGUUACUUUUUGGAAAUAUGCAAUUCAAUUGUUUUGGGUAUUUGGUUGGCAAGAAGUGUUAGAGCCUUCGAGGGUAGACGUUAGAUGAGAGAUUGUUUACGUGAUUAGAGUUUAGUUUUAAUAUCCUUGUGAUUUUCAAUGACCAGGGAGUUUGACAAUAUUCCAUUUAAAUUUCAGAUUAGAGAAUGUUCUGCGGAUUGUAGAGUUUCUAUGGAUUUUUCUCUAUGCAAAUGUAUGGAUCUUUGGGAGGGUAUCUUGUCCUCCAUUGCACUUUUUGAAUCCUACUCUUUUUAUAAAAUGCUAUUGCCGUUACGAUAAAUAUAUUUUAUCAUUUCUGUCUAUUUUAAGUAUAGGUAAGCUGUUGCAGCAUAACUUCCCGCAUUACUGCACUUGUGUGGGCUUGGACUAAAGUCUCAGUACUUAGUUUGGUGUAGUGCUGAAUAUCAUAAUCUGACUUUGAUUCAGUUCAGGCUUGGGUUAAGGCAUCCGGAAACCAGAGUCAAUCCAUCUAAGACCAUUGAUACCUUAGAUUGACGACAACAUUAAUUUCUGGCAUGUUGGAAAGAUAAUAUGGAAGAUUCACAUCCCUCAUUCUCACUGAUGUUCUAAAGAAGUUAAGACUCAUCCAUAAUUUUUAAUCACAGCCAUGACCUUGGAAAGUUGAGGUCCUAGCUGGUUGCUGCUCUCCUCUUUCUACUCUUUUUCAGGUUUCACUCUUCAGCUUAAAUAUGGACCAACAGCUAAAAUCUCACUAAGCAACUAGGUUGAACUUUAAAGUGAAUAGUUUCCUGAAAGGCCUCACAAAUGGAAUAAAUUUGGGUACUUAGAACGCAGUGUCCAUUCAGGUGUUUUUGCAAGUGUGUUAUGUUUCUCAACUCAACAGCACCAUACCUCAAUUGUUUUGGUUGGCUACAUGAAGCCCUUCAUUCAUUGUGCUCAAUCGAAGGUCAUAUUCUGGUUAAAUAGCAGGCCUUCAUAUCUUUUUCCAUAUUCUACUUCAAAGUUAAUUGUGGUCUACCUAUUGAUGGGUAUCACCUUAUCACAUCACUUUUCCUCAUUAGAGCAGUAGCAGACAUUUUAUAAACAUAUCCGGACCACGUAAGCCAAUUCACUCCUCCUGUAUCUUCUAUUGAAGCAACUUGUAUGGUUUCACAAAUAUACUUAUUUCUAAUUCUAUUCUUUAUAUUUUUCACACGUCCAUCUAAACAUCCACAUUUCUGUACUGUAAAGUCUUGCUGGUCUGGCUGUCUUGUAGAACUUAUUUUUCACCGUAAGAGGUGUAUAUUGAUGACGCAAUACACCAGGACCAGGUGUUGAUGGAUGAAAUCAGUGUGGGUUAUGAGCGUCUUGCUGAAUUACAGGUGUUGAUGGAUGAAAUCAGUGUGGGUUAUGAGCGUCUUGCUGAAUUACAGGUGAAGAAGGUAAAUGGCAUCGAAAUUGAGAAUUUGAAACAUUUGUGCCAGCUUGUGGAAGACUGCAAAGAAGAGGGAUUAAGGUUUGAUUUGGAUGAUGAGAGGGUGAUUGUUUUGAACUAUGGUAUGGCGAAAAUAGCUACUUCUCGAAUCUUAAAGCAUCAUAGAAUACCUUCUGCCAUGUCUAGUGACCUUGUACACAAAGAAAGUAUCCCAGAAAUUGGAGUGGCCUGCUCAGUCUGA